CCAUGAAACCAUAAUAUUCAUCACUAAAUCUUAUAAUUCAUAUAAUUUUAGACAACAUUUUUCAUAUAUAUUUUUCUUCUCAAGUUCCAACUAAAGGGUAAGGAAAAAAAAAUGUCAACUACUAUUGAAGUGGGAGAAUCAUCAUCAAGAAAAAUUGCUAAGGAAAAAACACCAUUGAUUGGUGCACCAAAAAGGGGAGGAGGAUGGAAGAAAGGGGUGGCAAUAAUGGACUUUAUUCUAAGGUUAGGUGCCAUAGCUGCUGCUCUUGGUGCUGCUGCCACCAUGUCAAUGGCGGAUCAAAUUUUACCUUUCUUCACUCAGUUCGUUCAGUUUGAAGCAAGCUAUGAUAACUUCUCUGCUUUUCAGUUCUUUGUUAUUUCAAUGGCAUUUGUGGGUGGUUACUUGGUCCUAUCACUGCCUUUCUCUAUAGUAACCAUCAUACGCCCCCAUGCAGUUGGACCAAGACUUUUCCUCAUCAUUCUAGACAUGGUGUUUCUUACUCUAGCAACUGCAAGUGCUGCUGCAGCGGCCGCCAUAGUAUACUUAGCACAUAAUGGGAACCAAGACUCUAACUGGCUUGCCAUAUGCAAUCAGUUUACAGAUUUCUGUCAACAAACAAGUGGAGGUGUGAUCUCAGCCUUUGUUUCAGUGGUUCUACUUUUGUUCUUGGUUAUUAUGACAGCUGUGGCUCUUAGGAGUCAUUAGAAAGAUUUGAAAGAAACUUGCAUGUAACAUUCUAGCUUGGGCUAAGUUAUUUGUGCUGUUUGUUUUUGUUUGUUCUGUUUCCCAAGUCUUAAUUCCUUGGGUUGUAACUUGUAAGGUUUGAUUUCAUGGAUCAUCAAAUUGAUUACUUGCAUUAAUUUGGUCCUAAUCAAGUUAUGUCUUCAAUUUUCCUUCCAA
This is a messenger RNA of Arachis ipaensis, 900 nucleotides long. Its product is annotated as casparian strip membrane protein 3. The record is from RefSeq and is a predicted model, not a curated record. NCBI's taxonomy places the organism in Eukaryota, Viridiplantae, Streptophyta, Magnoliopsida, Fabales, Fabaceae.